AUGUACAGCCUCGUCAGAGUCGCCCAUGACUGGAAUUACAUGUGGGUCCCGGGCACUAUGCAGCAGCAGUGCUCAUCAGAAGCUGCUGUCAAAAGGCAGAUUAAUGUGGAGCUCACUGCCUCCGAUCUCAAUCACUCUUUGAUGUCCUACUUUGACCGGGAUGAUGUGGCCCUCCCCCACUUCUCCAGGUUCUUCAAAGAUCAGUCCCGGGAGAAGCAGGAACAUGCAGAGAAGCUGCUGAAAUUCCAGAAUCAGCGUGGAGGCCGAGUCCUCCUCCAGGAUGUGAAGAAGCCUGAGAGGGAUGAGUGGGGUAACAGUCUGCAGGCAAUGCAGGUUGCCCUGGAUGUGGAGAAGAAUGUGAACCAGAGUUUGCUGGAUCUACACCAACUCGCCACAGCCCAGACUGACCCUCAUCUGUGUGACUUCCUGGAGACUCACUAUUUGGAUGAGGAGGUGGAGAUCAUCAAGCAACUCGGGGACUACAUCACCAACCUGAAGCGCCUGGGAGCCCCUGAGAAUGGGAUGGGAGAGUACCUGUUUGACAGGCUCUCCCUGGAGGACAGCAGUUAG
Stegostoma tigrinum is the source of this 570-nucleotide messenger RNA. RefSeq names its product ferritin, heavy subunit-like. Gene Ontology annotation, biological process: iron ion transport; intracellular iron ion homeostasis. Gene Ontology annotation, molecular function: ferric iron binding; ferrous iron binding. The record is from RefSeq and is a predicted model, not a curated record. Bases 1 to 570 code for a protein of 189 amino acids. The transcript is spliced from 5 exons. Lineage: Eukaryota; Metazoa; Chordata; Chondrichthyes; Orectolobiformes; Stegostomatidae. Gene Ontology annotation, cellular component: cytoplasm.